This is a messenger RNA of Phyllostomus discolor (pale spear-nosed bat), 6765 nucleotides long. It is a transcript of the gene WNT5A, whose product is annotated as Wnt family member 5A. Gene Ontology annotation, molecular function: cytokine activity; frizzled binding. Bases 1307 to 2449 code for a protein of 380 amino acids. The transcript has 5 exons. NCBI's taxonomy places the organism in Eukaryota, Metazoa, Chordata, Mammalia, Chiroptera, Phyllostomidae. Gene Ontology annotation, cellular component: extracellular region. Gene Ontology annotation, biological process: cell fate commitment; multicellular organism development; neuron differentiation. The record is from RefSeq and is a predicted model, not a curated record.
CGGUCGGCCAGUCUGCGGGUCACAGGAUCGCGUGGAAGUCUGCUGCAAACUGCACGACGCCGCCCCCGCCGUCCGGAGUCCGGUUCUGCGCGGACGCUGCCGGCGAGCUCCUCCCGCCGCUGCCGCCGCCGCCGCGGUGCCCUCGACCGCGCGCCGCCCGCCUGCUCGCUCUCCCGCCCCUCCGGCCCGGGCGCCAAACGCGGAGGUGGGCAGCCGCACCGACCAUGGACCUCCUGAGCUGAGCAGCCGCAGCGGAGCCCUUCACCCCUCCCCAGCCCCACGCCCUCCGUGCCCUCGCUUCGCGUCGCUCCUCGCCCUGGAAAGGCGGGGAAAGGAGGGGGAUUAACCCGAAAAGAGAAAGAAGGGGGUGGGGAGGGGGGAAGCCCGUAUCUCCCCUGGGGCAAUCGCCCUCCGAAACCGCCGCGAGGCAGAACAUCCGGGGACGACUACCCAUUUUUGCGCCCCCUUUUCGCCAAACCCUAAAAUGAAAGGACAAAAGUUGGCGCUGACUUUUACAGCUCGGAUGGCGACUUGUGCGUUUUCAGCGGCAUCUCCCGGAGAAAAAGCCAUGCGCGCUUGAUUGUUCUGUGGCCCUAAAGCUGCAGUGUGUGUGCGUGUGUGCGCGUGUGCGUUUGUGUGUACACAGACGUCCACACACUCGCGGCCGCAAGAUCAGCGCCUGGAAGCAGACGUUUCGGCCACGGACUUGGAGAGGAGGAGCUGGAGAUCAGGAGGGCGUGAGCCGCCAGGAGUUUGCAGAAUCCUUGGUGUGAAUGAACUGGGGGCACCUGGGCGCAAGGAUCGCCCCCCCUCCCGCCCCAGGCCAGAGUUGAGUAGUGGGGCAUUUUUUUCACCCUCUUCUGAAGAAUUUUUUUUUUUACUAUUUGUUGUAAAGUCUUUUGCACAAUCACGCCCACAUUUGGGGUUGGAAAGCCCUAAUUACCGCCGUCGCUGAUGGACGUUGGAGAGGGAGCGCCUCGCCGCGGAACAGUCGCCUGCGCGCCCUCGUCGGACCCGCGACUCUCUUGUUGCGCGUUGGCCGGGCCCAGUCUCUGCUGCGAUCUAGCGGGCUUCCCCGCUCCCUCUGUUCUUGGGCGCAUCCCGGGGCUGCUCCGACUCGGGACCUCAGACUCGGGCUCCAAAGACCGCUUCGGCCCCUAUUCCCUUCGUCUGUCUGACGCGCCCCGGAGGAGCCAGCAGCUCUGUGCAAGACUGUCCCCCCAGGUUUAACCCAGCCGCUCCGCUCGGAUUCCUCCGCUGCCCUUCCUCCGGUGGCGACUUCCUCUCGGACCCCCUCCCCCUCGCCAUGAAGAAGUCGAUUGGAAUAUUAAGCCCAGGAGUUGCUUUGGGGACGGCUCGAAGUGCAAUGUCUUCCAAGUUCUUCCUAAUGGCUUUGGCCAUAUUUUUCUCCUUCGCCCAGGUUGUAAUAGAAGCCAAUUCUUGGUGGUCCCUAGGUAUGAAUAACCCUGUUCAGAUGUCAGAAGUAUAUAUCAUAGGAGCACAGCCUCUCUGCAGCCAACUGGCAGGACUUUCUCAAGGACAGAAGAAACUAUGUCACUUGUACCAGGACCACAUGCAGUACAUCGGGGAAGGCGCGAAGACAGGCAUCAAAGAAUGCCAGUAUCAAUUCCGACACCGGCGAUGGAACUGCAGCACUGUGGAUAACACCUCCGUGUUUGGCAGGGUUAUGCAGAUAGGCAGCCGAGAGACGGCCUUCACAUACGCGGUGAGCGCCGCGGGGGUGGUCAACGCCAUGAGCCGCGCAUGCCGGGAGGGCGAGCUGUCCACCUGUGGAUGCAGCCGCGCUGCUCGUCCCAAGGACCUGCCCAGGGACUGGCUGUGGGGCGGCUGCGGGGACAACAUCGAGUAUGGAUAUCGCUUUGCCAAGGAGUUCGUGGACGCGCGCGAGCGGGAACGCAUCCACGCCAAAGGCUCCUACGAGAGCGCGCGCAUCCUCAUGAACCUGCACAACAACGAGGCUGGCCGCAGGACGGUGUACAACCUGGCUGAUGUGGCCUGCAAGUGCCACGGGGUGUCCGGCUCCUGUAGCCUCAAGACGUGCUGGUUGCAGCUGGCCGACUUCCGCAAGGUGGGCGACGCCCUGAAAGAGAAGUAUGACAGUGCGGCCGCCAUGCGGCUCAACGGCCGAGGCAAGCUGGUGCAGGUCAACAGCCGCUUCAACUCUCCCACCACGCAGGACCUGGUCUACAUCGACCCCAGCCCGGACUACUGCGUGCGCAAUGAGAGCACGGGCUCGCUGGGCACACAGGGCCGCCUUUGCAACAAGACAUCCGAGGGCAUGGAUGGCUGUGAGCUCAUGUGCUGUGGCCGCGGCUAUGACCAGUUCAAGACUGUGCAGACAGAGCGCUGCCACUGCAAGUUCCACUGGUGCUGCUACGUCAAGUGCAAGAAGUGCACAGAGAUUGUGGACCAGUUCGUGUGCAAAUAGUGGGUGCCCUGCUGCCCGCCUGUCACCCAGCCCCGUUCCCAGGACCCACUUAUUUAUAGAAAGUACAGUGAUUCUGCUUUUUUUAAUAUUGUUUUAUUUUCCCCCAAGAACUGCAACCAGAACCAUUUUCUUCUGUUCCCAUCAAGAACUCUGUGGUUUAUUAUUAAUAUUAUAAUUAUUAUUUGGCAAUAGUGGGGGGUGGGAACCAAGAAAAAUAUUUAUUUCGUGGAUCUUUGAAAAGGUAAGGCAAGACUUCUUCUGAUGGUAUAGGAUGAGGGACAAAUAACACAUACCCUGGCUUAGUUGUGUGCACAUCUAGAAGGUAAAGGAAAUACAUUUUCUUUUUCUCAACCGUGGGGUCAUAUGGGACAAGUAGCAUCCAGUUGGAAGGAGGUGGUCCAAAUCUAUGUCUCUGUGACAAAAAUGAAUUGUAAAUGCUCUGGUGAAAGGUCUUGAGAAACAAACAAAAAAAUGAGAACCCACCCUUUCCCCAGGGGCUAUCGGCCUGAAACAUUUUCAAAAUGGUGAUAUAAAAAUGUAAGAGUGAGAACCUUAUGUCCCUCAGAGAAAUAAAGUGUACCAUGUGUUUCAUGCUUCUCAAGCAUUCCAUGUGCAGAUGGCCCUAUUCUAACAGCUACUGAAACUUGGGGAGUAGGGAGGAAAGCCCCAGAACUUUAAAAAACUUAAAACUCCUAUAUUAAGACAAUGAUUUGAAGCUGUUACUGGAAUUCAGUUAUCAGAUUGGGAAAGCAUCCCCAAAUGACUCUGGGUUGUAGACUUUUUGUUUGGACAGGGGAAGGGGAGGGUGGCUUGACUAUAAAGGAAAAUAUACUGUAAUUUUCUUAGGGAUACUUGGUUAAUAAAUGCUAAUAAUCAAAAUAAUCAACAGAUUCCAUUCACAGACCCUCUGCCCAGACAACAAAGGAAUUGCAUGCAGUUCAGCACUGCGCCAGAGCAGGAAACCUGUUUGAGGGAAAAAGUGAAACCUGCCCUCCCACUUGACCCCAAACCCUGUCCGAUUCCUCCUUGCUGCUGAGGAGGUGAGGCUGGCCAUGAUGCCCAAGCGCAGCUCCACUGGGUCCCCUUUGAUUGCAGGACAGGAAAUGAACCAUUGGGAGCUCCACUUGGAAAACAGUUCACUACUUAGGGAUUUUUUUUCCCUAAAACUUUUAUUUUGGGAAGCUGUAGUUUUAUAUAUUUUAAUGACAUUACUUGGCUAAUGGAGUUCACAGAGGUGUUGCAGUGUCUCACUGUUAUGAUCCUGUGUUGAGACUGUCCACUCAAGCUUUUGCUAUUACACUGCAGGUGAACCCUAAAACUGUUCCUAGUGUACUUGAACAGUUGCAUUUAUAAGGGGUGAGGGUGGGAAUGUGGUUUAAUGGUGCCUGAUAUCUCAAAAGUUUUUUGUACAUAACAUAUAUAUACAUAUAUAUAAAUAUAAAUGUUAUUAUAUCUCAGUGCAGCCAGUGGUUUAGAAUUACACUUCACUCUGGGGUUAUUUCUUGGUCGAGAGCAUUGUUGUCCUUUGUUGCAAUGCAUUGGGAUUUUUCUGAAAGGUUUAUUAGUUGAGCUUGGGCUGUGGCCCUGAUGUGAUGCUACCUUUAGCAUCACAAAACAGCCUUGUUUCUGAGGGAUCUGGAAGGUAUUCCUCCCUGAUAUGCAUGUUGGUUUGAAGAUUAAUUUUAUCUUCCCCUCCCCACCCCCUUUUCUCCAACCUCCAUUUCUGUACAUUUUCCUGAGGGCAUUACUUGAUUGUCAUAAACUUGGAAAUGAAGAGAGAGUCAAAACUUGGAAGCAUGGUCAAUGUUUCUCUUUCCUUAGCUCAUUUUGCAGAGUGCAAACUGGUGCCUAGUAGACCUGGUAGUACCUGUUUGAGUCCCUAAGGAAAAUCUAGUUCAUGACAUAUAGCUAGUCUUUACAUUUUUAAAAACAGGAUACCUCUUUCCAAAAAGUGCCAUCAAAUGUGUUUUUAUAUCUGACUUACAUGAUUUUAAAAGUUUGGAAAGAUACACAUCUGCAACCUUCAUAGGCUUGGUAGCCUUCACAUCACCUCAGCCAUCGGUGGCUCUUAAUUUAUUGCACAAGGAUAGUCACUUCCCCUCAGUUGCAGUGAAUUGCAAGCAAAAAAAAAAAAGCACUAAUUAGUUUAAAAUGUCACUUUUUUGGUUUUUAUUAUACAAAAACCAUGAAGUUUUUUAUUUGCUAAACCAGAUUUUGUUCCUUUUUAGUGAUUCAUGUUUAUGAAGAGAGUUGAGUUUAACAAUCCUAGUUUUUAAAAGAAACUAUUUAAUGUAAAAUAUUCUACUUGUCACUCAGAUAUUAUGUAUAUCUUCUAUGGCCUUUAUUCUGUACUUUUAAUGUACAUAUUCCUGUCUUGCGUGACUUGUAUAUUUCACUGGUUAAAAAAACAAACAUCAAAAGGCUUAUGCCAAAUGGAAGAUAGAAUAUAAAAUAAAACGUUACUUGUAUAUUGGUAAGUGGUUUCAAUUGUUGUUCAGAUGAUUCAUGUGGAGAUUUUUUAAGAAGCUAUGAGGGAGAGUUUAGGGUGACUACAUGUCCAAAUAACAGAAAAGCAGAGAAUUUUUACCAAAAAGCAAACUAUUUGGAAGCUUCAAAAGAUUUCUAUAUGUAACAGAACAAAAGGGGAACUCUCUUUUCCUAUAUAUGUUCCUCAAAAAAAGAAAUCAAGCAGAUGGCUCAAAGCUGGUUAUAGGAUUGCUCACAUUCUUUUAGCAUUAUGCAUGUAACUUAAUUGUUUUAGAGCGCGUUGCUGUUGUAACAUCUCAGAGAAGAACUGAAAAGGCACAUGCUUUUAUCCAUGACCAGAGCUUUAGUCCAAAAAAAUGUAUUUGUGUUUACCACUGCAACUAUUGCACCUCUCUAUUUGAAGUUACUGUGGACUGAGUGUCUCUGUACCCCUUUGAAAGUUAUUUGAUGAAAAGCAAGCUUCAAUCUGCAAAGAAUGAAAACUCAUUGGAAACUGAAGGCUCGUUGUGUUAAAUGCAAUUGAUAUGGGUUCUUGUGCUUUCUGAAAGUGUACACCGAAAUCUGGCCAGUGUUGCCCAGAUUGAUAGGUUAGCCCUUUGCUUUUUUUCUUUUCGGAUAACCUUGUAACAUAUUGAAACCUUUUAAGGAUGACAAGAAUGCAUUAUUCCACAAAAAAACAGUAGACCAACAUAUAGAGUGUUUAAAAUAGCAUUUCUGGGCAAAUUCAAACGCUUGUGGUUCUAGGACUCACAUCUGUUUCAGUUUUUCCUCAGUUGUAUAUUGACCAGUGUUCUUUAUUGCAGAAACAUAUACUUGAUUUAGGAGUGUCAGCAUAUUUUUUCUUUGCAAUGUGGAAUGCAUUCAAGAUCUUCCCAAUACAGGAAAAUUAACAAAAAUUUAUAUAUUAGGUAGCAGCAAGCAGAGGCAUGUUUAAAAUAGUCAUUAUGGGCUCAAGUAAAAGGAAGACUGUUUUGAGUUUUAGUCCAGUUUAUCUGUUCAGCUGCUGACCUCCUGAGUGUAUAUGUCUUAGUAGCCUACCCAUACCCCUCGCUCAGAUGAUUUUGCCAAUGCUAAGUUUCAAUUUGUUUUUGCAAAAUAUUAUGCAAGCCACUGGGAUUAUCAAAUGUGACACUCUAGCAGGCUAAGUCCUCCAAAUACGAGACUGGUAUUGGCUGACUCCAAGAGAUCAUUAGCAAAAACAGUCUGUAAAGGCUGAGUGGUCCAUAAUGUAAGUGAGGAGAGAUAGAUAAAAACAGUAGUUGUAACUUGAAGCAUGUCUGUAAUGCAGAUACGCACCAAGGCAUAGGUCUAAAAUACUGCAUUAUCACUGUAAAGGGUACUUUUAAAAUAUUUAUUUUUUUAGAAAGUAUUUUUUAGUCUCCCCUCUCUAUGAAAUGGUGAAAAACAUGCCGGGUUUUGAAAGUAAGAUGAUGAAAUGAGUUUUUAAAACAGGAAACAUUCACCAAUGCAGGAAUUAAAACAGUAAAAGAAUCUUCUAUUUACCUGUUCAUACAAACUUUACACUUAAAUCGAUGAUUGGGUGAUGCUUUAUUUUAAUGAAACAUCAUCUUGUUAGCCAACUUUUAAAAAAAUGGAUGUAGGAUGAUUAAAGCUUGGUAUGAUUUUUUAAAAAACAAAUGUAUCAAUUUGAAUUGAGAAGAUUUAAUUAAAAUACUGUCUCAGUAUUUCAAAAGCAAAAAAACAAUGAGGAAAAUUGCAUCUUAGACUGGUUUUAUAUGCAGUGUACAAUUUGCUGGGCUAGAGAUGAGAUAAAGAUUAUUUAUUUUUGUUCAUACCUUGUACUUUUCUAUUAAAAUCCUUUUAUGAAA